AUGGAUUUUGCUGCACAUUUAAUUAUUUCAAAAGUGUUUUUAAAACCAGAGCCUUAUGUUAAUCCAAGUGCUGGUCAAUUGAGUGGUUUGACUGUUGAAUUGAAGCCAAAAUUAAAUGAUUAUUUUUUUCCUUUUUUACCAACAACAGGAUUUAAGAUAACAAUAUUUAAUCCUGGUGAUUAUCCAGACAAUACAAGUGGUGGUGUUUCAGAAGUAUUAAUCGCACCAAAUACAGAAUCAUUUAUGAAACUUGAUGCAAGUACAUUUUAUAGUACUGAAGCUGUACGUGAUAUUACAUUAUCAUCACGUAAAUGUUUAUUUUCCGAUGAAAGUACUGUAUUAUCAGCUGGUUAUACAUACAGUGAUUGUCUUGUUGAUUGUCGUGUUAAUGAAAUCAUAAGACUCUGUGAAUGUCGUCCUUUUUAUCUACCAAGACGUGGUAAUAAUGAAAAUGCACAACGUGUUUGUGAUACAAGUGAUGCAAAAUGUUUACAGCAACAUAAAAAACAAUUGUGGUCAGUUCAACUUCAAGGAAGUGUUAAUCCAGAUGCAAAUGAUGAUUCUUUAAAUUGCAGACAUUGCUAUCCAGCAUGUCAUGAUGUUAGAUAUACACUUGAAAUAUCAUCAGCAAAUUUAGCACAGGAAUCAACCAUGGGAAAUGCUUCGAUACUUCGUGUAAGUAACAGCAGUCUUGUUCAUAUUUAUUUUCCAAAAUUUGGGACAAUUCGAUUGAAGCAAGACAUCGGUUACUACUGGUACGAAUUACUGAGUGAUAUUGGUGGUACUUGUGGUGUCUUCAUCGGCUUCAGUUUAAUCAGUGUCAUUGAAUUUUUUUAUAUCUUUAUACGUCUAAUAUGGAGUACAGUUAAUCAACGUAAAAAAAUUAUUGAAAUAUCAUCUAUAGAAACAGAUGUAAAUGAUAAUAAUCAUAAUAAUUCUGGUAAUAUUUAUUGGUCUGAAUUAAUGACACAACCAAAGAAUACUCACAGUGUGGUGGUUCAUAAUAGGCCUAAAUUUCGACGUUAUUAA
Messenger RNA from Aphidius gifuensis, 1029 nucleotides. Its product is annotated as pickpocket protein 28-like. Bases 1 to 1029 code for a protein of 342 amino acids. The transcript is spliced from 7 exons. Lineage: Eukaryota; Metazoa; Arthropoda; Insecta; Hymenoptera; Braconidae. Gene Ontology annotation, molecular function: ligand-gated sodium channel activity. Gene Ontology annotation, biological process: sodium ion transmembrane transport. The record is from RefSeq and is a predicted model, not a curated record. Gene Ontology annotation, cellular component: membrane.